This is a messenger RNA of Lutra lutra (Eurasian river otter), 9088 nucleotides long. RefSeq names its product coagulation factor VIII (gene F8). The coding region runs from base 184 to 7176 and encodes 2330 amino acids. Gene Ontology annotation, molecular function: oxidoreductase activity; copper ion binding. The transcript has 26 exons. The record is from RefSeq and is a predicted model, not a curated record. Lineage: Eukaryota; Metazoa; Chordata; Mammalia; Carnivora; Mustelidae.
GCUUACUGCUAUACUGCUGUAACAUCCAGCAGGUAAAGUUCCCUAAAAUUCCCAGCAAAAAUUUUGGGACUUUUCAUUAAAUCAUAGAAAAUUUACCUUUUUUCUCCUGGGACCUGAAGAUAUUUUACAGAAGAAUUAGUCUUUUGUUUCUCCCCAGUUAAACAUUUUCUAGCAGUACAAGCCAUGCAAAUAGAACUCUCCACCUGCUUCCUUCUGUGCCUUUUGCCGCUCAGCUUUAGUGCCACCAGAAGAUACUACCUGGGUGCAGUGGAACUGUCCUGGGACUAUAUGCAAAGCGAGCUGCUCGGCGCACUGCACCUGGACGCAAGGUUUUCUUCUAGGGUGCCAAGUUCUUUGCCAUUCAACACGUCAGUCAUGUACAAAAAGACUGUGUUUGUAGAGUUUACAGAUGACCUUUUCAACAUUGCCAAACCCAGGCCACCGUGGAUGGGUCUGCUGGGUCCUACUAUCCGAGCUGAGGUUUAUGACACAGUGGUCAUCAUACUUAAGAACAUGGCUUCUCAUCCUGUCAGUCUUCAUGCUGUUGGUGUAUCCUAUUGGAAAGCUUCCGAAGGUGCUGAAUAUGAAGAUCAGACCAGCCAAAAGGAGAAGGAAGAUGAUAAAGUCAUUCCUGGUGAAAGCCAUACUUAUGUCUGGCAGGUCCUGAAAGAGAACGCUCCAAUGGCCUCUGAUCCGCCAUGUCUCACCUACUCAUAUUUUUCUCAUGUGGACCUGGUGAAAGACCUGAAUUCAGGCCUCAUUGGAGCCCUGCUGGUUUGCAAAGAAGGGAGUCUGGCCAGAGAAAGGACACAGGACUUGCCUGAAUUUGUACUGCUUUUUGCUGUGUUUGAUGAAGGGAAAAGCUGGCACUCAGAAACAAAUGAGUCUUCAGAUCUGGCAUCUGCUCAGGCCCGGCGUGAAAUGCAUACAGUCAAUGGCUACAUAAACAGGUCUCUGCCAGGUCUGACUGGAUGUCACAAGAGAUCAAUUUAUUGGCAUGUGAUUGGAAUGGGCACCACCCCCGAAGUGCACUCAAUUUUUCUUGAAGGUCACACAUUUCUUGUGAGAAACCAUCGCCAGGCCUCCUUGGAGAUCUCACCGUUAACUUUCCUGACUGCUCAGACAUUCCUGAUGGACCUCGGCCAGUUUCUACUGUUUUGUCAUAUCCCUUCCCACCAACAUGGUGGUAUGGAAGCUUAUGUCAAAGUAGAUAGCUGCCCAGAGGAGCCCCAACUACGGAUGAAAAAUAAGGAAGAGGAAAAUUAUGAUGAAGAUCUUUAUGACUCUGACAUGGAUGUGAUUAGCUUUGAUGACGACAACUCCUUUCCUCUCAUGCAAAUCCGCUCAGUUGCCAAGAAGCACCCCAAAACUUGGGUGCACUAUAUUGCUGCUGAAGAGGAGGACUGGGACUACGCUCCCUCAGACCCCGCCCCCAGCGAUGGAAGUUAUAAAAAUCUGUAUUUGAACAAUGGUCCUCAGCGGAUUGGUAGGAAGUACAAAAAAGUCCGAUUUAUGGCAUACACAGAUGAAACAUUUAAGACUCGUGAAGCUGUUCAGUAUGAAUCAGGAAUACUGGGACCUUUACUUUAUGGAGAAGUUGGAGACACACUGGUGAUAAUAUUUAAGAAUCAAGCAAGCCGGCCUUAUAACAUCUACCCUCAUGGGAUCACUGAUGUCAGUCCUUUGCACUCAGGGAGAUUGCCAAAAGGUGUGAAACAUUUGAAAGAUAUGCCAAUUCUGCCAGGAGAGAUAUUCAAGUAUAAAUGGACAGUGACUGUAGAAGAUGGGCCAACGAAAUCGGAUCCUCGGUGCCUGACCCGAUAUUACUCAAGCUUCAUUAAUCUGGAGAGAGAUCUAGCUUCAGGACUCAUUGGCCCUCUCCUCAUCUGCUACAAAGAAUCUGUAGAUCAAAGAGGAAAUCAGAUGAUGUCAGACAAGAGAAACGUCAUCCUGUUUUCUGUAUUUGAUGAGAAUCGGAGCUGGUACCUCACAGAGAAUAUGCAGCGCUUCCUCCCCAGCGCAGAGACUGUGCGGCAGGGUGACCCAGACUUCCAGGUCUCUAACAUCAUGCACAGCAUCAAUGGCUAUGUUUUUGACAAUUUGAAGCUGUCAGUUUGUUUGCAUGAGGUGGCAUACUGGUACAUUCUAAGUGUUGGAGCACAGACUGACUUCCUGUCUGUCUUCUUCUCUGGAUAUACCUUCAAACACAAAAUGGUCUAUGAAGACACACUUACCCUAUUCCCAUUCUCAGGAGAAACUGUCUUCAUGUCAAUGGAAAACCCAGGUCUGUGGGUUCUGGGGUGCCACAAUUCAGACUUUCGGAACAGAGGCAUGACAGCCUUACUGAAGGUUUCUAGUUGUAAUGGGAACAUUGGUGAUUAUUAUGAGGACACAUAUGAAGAUAUUCCAACUUCCUUGCUGAAUGAAAACAACAUCAUUGGACCCAGAAGCUUCUCCCAGAAUUCAAGGCACCCUAACACUAAGCAGAAGCAAUUCAAAGCCACCACAAGCCCAGAAAAUGACAUAGGGAAGAUGGAGCCUCAGUCUGCAGAAAGAACGCAGCUGCUUAAAGCGCAAAGUGUCUCCUCUAGUGAUCUGUUGAUGCUGUUGGGACAGAACCCUUCUCCACAUUUAUUCUUACCUGAUCUCCAGGAAGCCACACAUGAAGCUGAGGAUCAUUUACUUGGAGCAACAGAAGGAAACAAGGGCCCAUCUGAAGUGGCAAGUCUGAGACCAGAGCUCCAUCACAGUGGGGACCAAGUAUUUACUCCUAAGCCAGAACUGCAGUUAAGAUUAAAUGCGAAUUUGGAGACACCUGCAACAGUAGAGGUGAAUAAACUUGAUUUAAAAAUUUCUAGUUCAUCAGACAGUCUAAUGACUUCACCAACAAUUUCAUCAGAGAAGUUGGCAGCAGGUACUGAAAAGACAAGUUCCUUAGAACCUCCAAAUAUGUCAGUUCACUUUGAUAGUCAUUUAGGCACCAUUGUAAAUUCAUCUCACCUUAUUCAGUACAAUGUACCUUUGGGCUUGAGUGAAGGAGAUAAUGAUUCCAGGUUGUUAGAAGCAGCUUUAAUGAAAAGUCAAGAAAGUUCACUGGGGGAAAAUGUAUUAUCAAUGGAGAGUAAUAGGUUAUUUAAAGAAGAAAGAGUUCGUGGACCUGCUUCAUUAGUCAAAGAUAAUGCUUUAUUCAAAGUUAAUAUCUCUUUGGUAAAGAUGAACAAGACAUCAAUUAACUCAACAACUAAUGGAAAGAUUCAUGUUGAUGUCUUAACACUAUUUAUUGAGAACAGUACAUCAUUCUGGCAAGAUACUAUAUUAGAAAGUAAUACUGAGUUUCAAAAAGUGAUUUCUUUGGUUCAUAAUGAAACAUUUAUGGAGAGAAAUAUUACAGCUUUGGGGCUAAAUCAUGUGUCAAACAAAACUACUUCAUCAAGAAAUGUGGAAAUGGCCCACCAAAAACAAGAGGGCCCUAUGCCACUAGGUAUGGAAAAUUCAGAUCUAUCAUUCUUCAAGAUACCAGAUUCAGCAAAUUGGAUAAAAGAGACCCAUGGCAAGAACUCCCUAAGCUCUGAGAAAAGGCCCAGUCCAAAGCAGUUAACAUCUUUAGGAUCAGAAGAAUCUGUGAAAGAUCAGAAUUUUUUGUCAGAGGAGAAGGUGGUAAUAGGAGAGGAUGAAUUUACAAAGGACACUGGACUCAAAGAGAUGAUUUUUCCAAAGAAUAAGAGCAUAUUUUUUACUAACUUGGCUAAUGUCCAAGAAAAUGAUACAUACAAUCAAGAAAAGAAAUCUCAGGAAGAGAUAGAAAGAAAGGAAAAAUUAACCCAAGAGAAUGUGGCUUUGCCUCAGGUAUAUACAGUGAUUGGCACUAAGAAUUUCCUGAAAAACCUUUUCUCGCUAAGCACAAAGCAAAAUGUAGAAGGUUCACAUGAGCAGCCACACACUCCAGCACUUCAAGACACCAGGUCAUUAAAUGACUCUGCACAUACAGAAGGGAGUCACAUGGCCAAUUUCUCAAAAAUAAGGGAAGAAGCAAACUUGGAAGGUCUGGAAAAUCAAACAAAUCAAAUGGUAGAGAGGUUUCCAAGCCCUACAAGGAUGUCUCCUAAUCCAGGUCAGCAUCUUAUUACUCAUCGUGGCAAGCGGGCUUUGAAACAACCCAAACUCUCACUAGAAGAAAUAAAGUUUGAAAGGUGGGUAACUUUGAAUGACUCCUCAACUCAGUGGUCCAAAAAUACGACCUAUUUGACCCAGGGUACCCUCACACAGAUAGAGUACAAUGAGAAAGAAAAAAGAGCCAUCACUCAGUCCCUCCUAUCAGAUUGUUCUAUGAGAAAUCAUGGCCUCAUGCAAAUGAAUGACUCUGCGUUACCUUUUGCAAAAGUAUCAGCAUUUCCAUCAAUUAGACAUACAGAUCUGACCAAGAUCUCAUCUCAAGACAACUCCUCUCAUCUUCCAGCAUCAGCCUGUAAUUAUACCUUUAGGGAGAGGAGUUCUGGGGUCCAAGAAAGCAGUCAUUUCUUACAAGAAGCCAGAAGAAAUAACCUUUCUUUAGCCUUCCUAACCUUAGAAAUGAUUAGAGGUCAAGGGAAGUUCAGCUCCACGAGGAAAAGUGCCACAAACCAACCCACAUACAAGAAACUUGAAAGCCCUGUUCUCUUUAAACCAGACUUGUAUAAAACAUCUGGCACAGUUGAAUUACUUCCUAAAUUUCAUGUUCAUCAAGACUCUUUGGCUACAAAAACCAGCAAUGAUUCUCCUGGCCACCUGGAUCUCAUGGAAAAGAUCUUUCUUCAGAAAACUCAGAGACCUGUUAAAUUGAAUAAAACAAACAGACCUGGAAAAGCGCCCUUUCUGAAAUCAACAGAAAGCUCUGAGAAGAUUCCCUCCCAGCUGCUGGGUCCCCUUGCUUGGGAGGACCACUCUGCUACCCAGAUACCAAGAGAAGAGUGGAAAUCCCAAAAGAAGUCACAGAAAAACCCAGCUUUUAGGAGAAAGGACACCAUUUUGUCCCUGGGCCCUUGUGAAAAUAAUCAUUCAAAAGCAGGAAUAAAUGAAGAAGAAGAUAAGCCCCAAAGAGAAGCCACCUGGGCACAGCAAGGAGGGACUGGAAGGUUGUGCUCUCAAAACCCACCAGUCUCAAAACGCCAUCAAAGGGAAAUACCCGUUAGUACUCCUCAGCCAGAGGAAGACAAAUUUGAGUAUGAUGACAACUUCUCGAUUGAAAUGAAGAGAGAAGAUUUUGACAUCUAUGGCGAAGAUGAAAAUCAGGGCCUCCGCAGCUUUCAGAAGAGAACACGACACUAUUUCAUUGCUGCAGUGGAGCGUCUCUGGGAUUAUGGGGCUCAAGGUAGGGAUGUCCCUCAGUUCAAGAAGGUGGUUUUCCAGGAAUUUACUGAUGGGUCUUUUACUCAGCCCUUAUACCGUGGAGAACUAAACGAACACCUUGGACUCUUGGGGCCAUAUAUAAGAGCAGAAGUUGAAGACAAUAUCAUGGUAACUUUCAAAAACCAGGCCUCUCGUCCCUACUCCUUCUAUUCUAGCCUUAUUUCUUACGAGGAAGAUCAGAGGCAAGGAGCAGAACCUAGAAGAAAGUUUGUCAACCCUAAUGACACCAGAAUUUACUUUUGGACAGUGCAGCAGCAUAUGGCCCCCACUAAAGAUGAGUUUGACUGCAAAGCCUGGGCUUAUUUUUCUGAUGUUGAUCUGGAGAAGGAUGUACACUCAGGCUUGAUUGGACCCCUUCUGAUCUGCCGCAGCGAUACACUGAACCCUGCUCACGGGCGACAAGUGACAGUGCAGGAAUUCGCUCUGUUUUUCACUAUUUUUGAUGAGACUAAGAGCUGGUACUUCACUGAAAACCUGGAAAGGAACUGCAGAGCUCCCUGCAAUAUCCAGAAGGAGGAUCCCACUCUUAAAGAAAAUUACCGUUUCCAUGCAGUCAAUGGCUAUGUGAUGGACACACUGCCUGGCUUAGUAAUGGCUCAGGACCAAAAGAUUCGAUGGUAUCUGCUCAGCAUGGGCAGCAGUGAAAACAUCCAUUCUAUUCAUUUCAGUGGACACGUGUUCACUGUACGGAAAAAAGAGGAGUAUAAAAUGGCAGUCUACAACCUCUACCCAGGUGUUUUUGAGACUGUGGAAAUGCUACCAUCCAAAGUUGGAAUUUGGCGGAUAGAAUGCCUUAUUGGCGAGCACCUACAAGCGGGGAUGAGCACUCUUUUUCUGGUGUACAGCAAGAAGUGUCAGACUCCGCUGGGGAUGGCUUCUGGACACAUCCGAGAUUUUCAGAUUACAGCUUCAGGACAAUAUGGACAGUGGGCCCCAAAGUUGGCCAGACUGCAUUAUUCCGGAUCGGUCAAUGCCUGGAGCACCAAGGAUCCCUUCUCCUGGAUCAAGGUGGAUCUGUUGGCACCAAUGAUUAUUCACAGCAUCAUGACCCAGGGUGCCCGUCAGAAGUUCUCCAGCCUCUACAUCUCUCAGUUUAUCAUCAUGUAUAGUCUUGAUGGAAAGAAGUGGCAGAGUUAUCGAGGGAAUUCUACCGGGACCUUAAUGGUCUUCUUUGGCAAUGUGGAUUCAUCUGGGAUAAAACACAAUAUUUUUAACCCUCCAAUCAUUGCUCGGUACAUCCGUUUGCACCCAACACAUUACAGCAUCCGCAGCACUCUUCGCAUGGAGCUGAUGGGCUGUGAUUUAAAUAGUUGCAGCAUGCCACUGGGAAUGGAGAAUAAAGCGAUAGCAGAUGCCCAGAUUACUGCCUCAUCCUCCCUGAACAGCAUGUUUGCCACUUGGUCUCCGUCCCAAGCCCGACUACACUUGCAGGGGAGAGCUAACGCCUGGAGGCCUCAGGCAAAUAAUCCAAAAGAGUGGCUGCAAGUGGACUUCCAGAAGACAAUGAAAGUCACAGGAGUCAUCACGCAGGGGGUGAGGUCUCUCCUCACCGACAUGUACGUGAAGGAGUUCCUCAUUGCUGGCAGUCAGGACGGCCGCAGCUGGACUCUUGUUCUUCAGAAUGGCCAAGUAAAGGCUUUUCGGGGAAAUCAAGACUCCUUCACCCCCGUGGUGAACCCUCUCGACCCGCCGCUCCUGACGCGCUACCUUCGAAUUUACCCGCAGAGCUGGGCGCGCCAGAUCGCCCUGCGGCUGGAGGUGCUGGGCUGCGACGCAGAGCAGCGGCCCUAAGCUCCCGGGCCCCGCCCUGCCGCUUCUGCCCCCCGGGGCCCCGCCCCCCGGCUUCCGGUCCCGAGCCCCGCCCCCAGCUUCCGGUCCCGCGUGUGUGAACGGUGCGGUCCCAGCAGAGCAGCCACGUCGGGCGGCUCCCCGCGUCGCGAGGGAAGGAGGGAGCCGUCUGGAAAGCGGCCUCCUCCUGGCAGAUCAGGCCGCCCACGGCCACCCCUUCCUCUUUUAUGGAAAAACAGGCUGUUAAAGUUGCCAGGAGAUCUCGUGACGUGAGCACCUCAGAUUAGGCUUCCUACAUUUCAAAUAAAACUCAUGUGUUCCUUCUCUUGGUGAGGCCUGGAGCAAAACACGUCUGGGGGGCACGUUGCCGCCGCCGGGAAGCCAGACGCAAGUCAUUUCAACAAGCAGCAAACCGCAUAAUCUAAGAACCAGCACCAAAAGUCACUUUCGCCUCCUCACAGCUGUGGGUAUGGACGGCUGUGAUUACCUCCGUCGGUUGGUCGGACUCGCGCCUCAAACAGACACGUGGGUGGGCGCACGAGCGCGGGGCCCUGCGGGUCACAGACCGCACGGACCUGAAUGCACAGGCGCGCUUUGCUGACCAGCACGUCCACAGAUCGGAGUUUUGAAGGGGCGGAUGGCUUUGAAGAGUUCAAGUUAACCUCAGAAAUAUGUACCAGUAGAGCCGUUUGGCCUUAAUUCUAGCCAACAAGUAAAGCAGUAGGUUAAGAUCCCGUGUGUAAAAUGACAGCAUCCCCUUGAAAUUUGUGGUGACCGGGAAACCUGAUACUCAGGGCUGUGAAGGGCAGGUAUCCCCACAGAGAAACGAGGGGAACCCAUGGGCGUCUUGAGACGAGCCUUCACCUUUCCCUGGGCCUCCCGCCAGGGGCUUCUCCCACCAGCAUGUCCCAGACGGCGGCAGCUAGAGGCAAGGACAGGCCACUGAGCAGCGGCAGGAAGCAGCCACGGUUGGCAAUUUGCAAACAGGGUUAACCCUGUUUGGAGGAGAAAAAUGUGUUACAAACUCAGAAGAAGUAAGAAAAUAGAUGCUUUUUUCCCAAGCUUGAGCGUUUUCUAACAAUCCUGCUGGACACUGAUGUGACCUUCCGGGGAGCACAGCGUAGCUGUCGCAGUGUGAUCACAGACCACGACCCACGAGGGUACAAAGGGUUAUAAUUCUGUAAGACUGUAACGUUAGAGGUUAUUGCAGAAAUCAAUACAUUGUUUUCCUUAACAGCCUGGUAGAGAAGUGAACCCCACAGGUGAUACGCUUUUAUUUCCUGGGAGUGGGUUAGUGUCCUUGUUGUGCCUUUCCCUACCGACUGGAUGUGUCUCUAUUUCUCCAAUGCUCCUGCACCCAGGCCUUUUGUCUUCCUGCUGGUUUCCUCAAUAACUACUUAAAUAAAACCUUGGCACAUACAAAAAGAUGGUUUCGAGAGCUGUAUUUUUACCCUGGAAAUAAAAAUGUGGACACGGACUUACAGAGGGCACGAGCUGCAAUGAGCACGUGUUGUGACAGGCAACAAGAAAUCAUGGAACACUGCACCAAAAAUUGACGAAGGGCGAUUAUGGUAAUCACGGAACAUGAUUUAAAAACAGCAGACACACAGAAUAGCAGGAUGGACUUCCGAAAACCAAAUUAGUGAGUUAGAAAAUCAGAUUAAAUUGAGGUCAGGGUAGAAAGUGAGAUCAUUUAUGAGAGGUAAAAUAAAAUUUUAAAAAUUAGAAAUGGAGCCUUGAUCCAGGAAAAGACUUUAUAGAGAGACUGAAAGAGAAAUGGGUGUUCCAAGGUGAGUAAGUUCUAGAGCUGUGCUGUACAAUAUUGUAUAUUGUGUAUGUGUUGGGCACUUCAACAUUUCACAGGGUAAGCUAUGUUAAGUGUUCUUACCACAAUAAAAAUUGAAAGAUCCUGAAA